This is a messenger RNA of Lodderomyces jiufengensis, 2331 nucleotides long. It is a transcript of the gene RIM20, whose product is annotated as Rim20p. The record is from RefSeq and is a predicted model, not a curated record. The transcript has a single exon. Gene Ontology annotation, molecular function: protein binding. Bases 1 to 2331 code for a protein of 776 amino acids. Gene Ontology annotation, cellular component: endosome. NCBI's taxonomy places the organism in Eukaryota, Fungi, Ascomycota, Pichiomycetes, Serinales, Debaryomycetaceae.
AUGUCGAAUAAUCUACUAAAUGUACCUUUGAAGCAAUCAAAACCUAUCAAUUUGGGUCAAGAAUUAACAGAGGUUAUAAAAUCUCAGUUUUUUCAACCCGCUUCAAAUUUUGAGAACGAUUUACAACAGUUAACAAACCUUAGAGAUUCAAUAACGGAGAUCAGUAAUGGCUCAAUUGCUACUACAACAUCAAUUGAUCAAUUAUUUGAAUAUUAUUCACUUUUGAAGAUCAUAGACUCAAAAUUCCCCAAGGAUUCAAUUGAAUUUAGUUGGUAUAUCACACUAUACAAUUCACCAAUUGGACCAAUUGGUAUGAGAUCUUUCAAAUAUGAAGAAUUAAAUAUUAUAUUUCAAAUAGGAGCAAUAUAUUCACAACUAGCCCUUAGUGAAUCAAGACAUUUGGAUGAAGGAUUAAAAAAGUCUUGUCAAUAUUUUCAAAUAUCAGCUGGAUGUUUCCAAUUAAUCAAAACUUUAGUUACUCAAAUAAAUUCAAAUCCAAAUUCCCAUAUUGAAUUUCCUGGAGAUUUACAGAAUCUGACUACAUUAUGUUUAAUAGAAUUAAUGUUGGCACAAGCACAAGAAACGAUAUGGCAAAAAGCCAUAAAUUCAGAAACUACAAAAGAUUCAAUAAUCGCAAGAUUGUCAUUACAAACUUCACAAUAUUAUGAAGAAGCAUUAAAAUACGCUAAAUUAUCAGAUUAUAUCAAAUUAGAAUGGAUAAACCAUAUAACUGUAAAAUAUUAUCAUUUUUUAGCUGCUGCUCAUUAUAGAAGUAGUAUAGUUGCAUUAGAUUCUUUCCAAUAUGGUGAACAAGUAGCUCAUUUACGUAUUGCCUCAAAUGCUAUAAAUCAAGCUUUGAAAUAUAAAAAAUAUGUUAAUAAUUUUGUUAUUGAAGAUUUAUUGGGGUUAUUUGAGAUUGUUAAAACUAAACUAAGAACAUCUGAAAAGGAUAAUGAUUUAAUUUAUUUGAAGCUUGUGCCUAAAGAGAAUGAUUUGAAACCUAUUAUUGGAGUAUCAAUGGUAAAACCUAUAGAAUUGGAGAAAUUCCAAGAAGUACCGUCAAAUGAUAAAUUAUUUAAAGAUUUGUUACCUUAUGUUAUAAUACAUUUUGCUCAAGCAAUGAGAGAAAGACAAGAUGAUUACAUAAAAGAUAAAAUUUUUGAACCCAUACAAGCUCUCGAUCAUAUAAUAACCAAAUUCUUAAAUGAAAGAAAUUUACCAGCAAGUAUAGAUGCAUUACAACAACCUGAAAAUAUUCCCGAUGCAAUAAUAAAUCAUUCAAGAGAAAUAAUGAAUUCUGGUGGAAUAAAAAUUAUAGAAAAUUUAUUAAAAGAUAUUGCAAGAUUAUCAUCUCAAUGUAAUCAUUUAGUUAGUGAAUGUCAAAAUAGAAUAGAUAUGGAUAGACAUGAAGAUCAAAUGUUGAGAGAAAAACAAGGCACUUCAAGAUGGAAUAGAGCCAAUACCGAAAAAUCAGCGUCAGUACUAAUAGCUAAAAUUAAACGUAUGAAUGAGUACCUCGAACAAGCUAAAAAUGGAGAUGAUGUAAUAAUCAAUAGAUUUUAUGAAAUUAGAGGAGUUUUGGAAGUUUAUAUGGGUGGAUUUGCUUCAUUGAAUAAAUACAUUCCAAACUCAAACUAUAUCAAAUUAGACAAAAACAUUGCGAUUAUAGUUACUGACUUGAGAGAUUUAUUAAGUCAAAUUACAUCACUAAGAACAAAUAGACAAAAGUUUUUACAAUCUAUUGAAAUAAAAAGUAGAGAUAACAACAUUUUACCAAAAUUAAUUGAUGAAUACAAAAGAAAUAAAAAACAAUUAUAUGACGAUCAAGGAAACUUCAAACCAACAAAAUUUGAAUUGAUCUAUGAAGACCAUAUUAAACUAUUCAAUCCCGAACUAUCUUAUAUCAACACAACAAAACAAGAUCAACAAUCAUUAGAGAGUCAAAUUGAUUCAACCAACAAAAAUUUCGUUCAAGAAUAUACAACAAAUAUAAACUCCACUCUUAGGAAAAGACAAGAUUCAUUACAAAAUUUAGAUACAGCAUAUAUCAAAUAUAACGAAAUCAUAACUAACUUAGAUGAAGGUUUAAAAUUUUAUAAUGAUUUUAUAUCAAAAGGUCAUAACGUAUUAAAUGAGUGUCAAGAAUUUUUAAACAAAAGAAGAAUUGAAAGUAGAGAUUUAGAGAUUGAGAUUCAAAGAAAUUAUCAGCUACAACAAGAGGAACAACAAAUAGCUAGUAAUAAUAAUUUAACUCAAUCUGUUCCAUUGGUAUCUCCAAGAUCUCAAAAAUCAAAUGUUUGGGAUCCAAAUUCUAAUAUUAAAUUUGGUUGA